This is a messenger RNA of Penicillium canescens, 855 nucleotides long. RefSeq lists its product as uncharacterized. Lineage: Eukaryota; Fungi; Ascomycota; Eurotiomycetes; Eurotiales; Aspergillaceae. Gene Ontology annotation, molecular function: ATP binding; protein kinase activity. The record is from RefSeq and is a predicted model, not a curated record. Gene Ontology annotation, biological process: protein phosphorylation. The coding region runs from base 1 to 855 and encodes 284 amino acids. The transcript has 3 exons.
AUGAAGUCAAAGGCUGACAAGCGAGCCACAAGAGUCCAACCUUCUCAGAUUGCGCUGCUGCUGCAACUCCCACCCGAAAACGAAGCAGUAUCGCCAUCUUCCGACCUCAAAUCAGAGUCGGGGCACUUCGUUCCCAGAUCCCAUCCAAAUAUAUCCCCUCCAUCCUCACUCUCUGAGCCUGGAGGCAAGGUCAUCAGAGGUUCGCCACGAGCUAUGAGUCUUCAAGCGAACAGCCCUACCGGCUCGGAUUCUAAUAUACGGAAUGAGUCCCCUUGGGAUACUUACAAGAAAUACUACGAAUGUGAUUUAGCCGGAACAGUGAUUGUAUGCGUUCGAGCUUCCGAUGGGCGUGCUGCACGGGCGAUUCGGCGAUUCUCCAGCAGGGACAGUGACAAAAUCCUGAAGGUUCUCCGUUCGACAAACCAUAAGAAUGUCGCCUCCGUCUGGGAAUUUUUCCGCACCUCCGAUGCCCUGUACACUCUUGGCGAAUUUGACCCGCUGUCACUAGAUCAUAUUGUUGCCUGCAAAGCUUUCCCGGACCAGCAGCAACUCGCUGCUAUUAUGUCCCAGUUUCUGGAAGGACUGGCUCAUUUAGUAACCCAGGGAUUCCAUCAUACUGCUUUAUAUUGCUCCAGCGUCCUCAUGAAUCUUAAUGGAGAGGUCAAGAUCGAGCUGAAAAAGGUUUGUGAGCCGCCCAGUAACCUCGCUCUGAACUCGCUUAUUGUUUUUCAGCAACCCUUUUUGACAGAAAUUCGGUGGAGUCUCGGUGAUCUCAUCGGCCUGGCCUGGUUUGCUCUGAUAUCCGCUCGUACGUUCUACUCGUACACAUCGAAUCCAAACGGAGGUAUAGCAUAA